GGACGCAGAGCAGUUGCGGAUCAACGACACAAGUCCACACACAGACUCAGUCAAAUGUAGAGAGAGAGGGGGGGCGAGACCGUCCGUCUACUUGAUAAUCGUGUAUUCUUCAACUAGUUCCCCCAGAGCCUCUUUCGUAAGGGGUUUGCCCUUCACAUCUGCUGCACCAGCUUCUCUGUACUGGCUCACGACGUCAGCCGUCAGAACGCCUGUGAGGCCUACGAUGGGGAUCGGUGCACUACCACUGGCCUGCAGGCAAACAUGCUGUGUCUCCAAUGCUGUGUCUUUGUUGGUUCAGACCAGCACCUGCAAGAGGGCGGUGAUUUCUCGUGUUGCAGUGAUUCCGUCCUUGAUCGGCAUGUUGUCCAUGAGGAUCAGAGAAUACCUUUCACCGGCACGGAUCCUCUCCACAGCCUGCUCAUCUGCACUGAUACAUGCCACGACUGCUGGUACUGAUCUUCGUCGGACUUGCCCACCGUCUGUCGCGAAAUGAUGGGCCAGGCCAAAUCGCUUGAGCAAGAACGACAUUCCAAACCUGGUCAGACACAAAGGGAGCUGACAGGCGUGCAUAGAGCCCCUCGACCUUGUCACCUGACGGUUUCGUUAUCCUCAACAAGCAGCACCCUCUGCAAUGCACAGUUGCCACAAGGUGCGGACCAUUUGCUCAUCGACGCACCGUUCUUCCCACCGCCGUCAAGUGCUUGGUGUCGGGACUAUCUGCGUCUGUCAUGGGUGGAGGGAGAGACGAUUUCCUGCGUCUUGGUGUGGCAGGAUUGGUCACAGAAACUGAACAUGCUGCUGCAUCCCUGGACCUGAAUGAAAUCAAUCACAUGCUCUGUGCAGACGGCAGCUCCAGUGCGAUGUCUCUUCAGUGUACUCCUGGUGUCUCGCCGAAUGGCCUGUCAUGUCGUCUUCCCACUCCAUCUCCCUCUCCGAAUCAGCAGCGACCAGAAUGUUCUCACUGUGAUGACGGCGAGAAGCGGUAGGCGAGCGGGUGGACGGUGCGGAGGUAGAAGAGUCCCGUCGCUCGACGAAUGUGCUGUCGAUGCGCUUCUUGUCGGCAGGAGAGAGACUGGAGGUGUGACCUGCGUCAAAUAGCGCUUCAAAGAAGAACUCUGACCCCUGGUCGAUACCAGCGGAUUUGACACCUACACAAGCCAUUCAUCGUCGUCACGGACAAUCUUACCCUUAACCACCACCACACCUUCAUCGUCGUCAAGGGUUACAAUUGGCUGCUUCUUACCCGUCCUGCCCUCUCUGUGUCGCUCCAUGAAGGCUUUGGCGAUGGAUAAGCCAAGGCCAGCCCCUCCCCCUCGCUGGAGAUCGGCGGGGCGUAGCUGUGAGUAUGGCUUAAAGAGCUUGCUGAGGUCACUUUGAGGGACGCCGGCACCGUCGUCUUGCGCCGAUAUUCGCAGCCGUGGGCCAACUCCUGGGCACCACUCAAGCAUCUGACACUGCACAAUGAGUGUUCAUAGCCAUCAGAUUGAUGGCGCUCUCAAGGCCAGCUACCUUCAUGGUCACGGUCUUGCCCGGCGGCGUGAACUUUCGAGCAUUGCUAAGGAAAUUGACAGCAACCUGAGAGCACCAGCGCAUCCGUGUCUUCUCAUUGCCUCCCUCCAUGUAUCUGUGCGUCUCUGCUGGCCUGUUCUAGCCUUGUUUCGUCUCCAACAAUUCCUCCAUCCCAGCGAUCAUCAAGCUUAGCGAGCAGUCCAGCGUCAAUCCGCAUAUAAAAGGCGAUAUUCAUCACUUCAAAAGACAGCCGGUGGGUGUCAUAAAUCAUCAGCAGCCAUCUGAAGAGAUUGAAAGGCCUUAGAUGGAACUCAAAUCGGCCCGCCUCCAGUUUCUCCAACGUGAGAGCGCUGAAUAUCGGAACAGACAAUAGAUGUGAGGUCAGAUACACAAAUGCCGUCUCAUCUUUUAUACAUGUGUACUCAUUUGUGAUGAGCGUCAUCCUGCCCAUCUGCUGCCCAAUUGUCGCCAGCAUUGUGUUAAGCCCUUCGAUCCAAGACACGAUGUCUUGUUUGCUGCCGUUCUCCACAUCGUCGUGGGUCCGUCCUUCUUUCGCAGAUCUGCUCACGGCAUCGUGCUGGCUCUCCCGUGAGGUAGUGCAGAAAGGCAGUUCCUCAGCUUUCAGCCGAGCGAUGCACUCGUGCAGAAUCAGGGACCCAGCAGUCAGCGGAUUUCGCACUGGAGAGGGAGAAAAGACAAAGCUUGUUUGUAUCAGCGUGCCUCGUUUCUUACGUUCGUGUAAGAUGUAGGAGACACAUGCGUGGUAAUUGGCUUCCGUCUCUUUCUGUUUCGUGUGGGCCCUGUAAAGCUCAAAGUCCCGCUGCUCGCCGAGAACGACGCCACAGAGCACCAGCAUGACGCAGAAAAACUGACCGGCGAUGCUUUCGUUCAUCCACCCAAUCAUGUCACCCGUCCAUGCGCGACGUGAAGAGAUACAUAGGUAGCGACCGAAAAGGGAUACGAGGAUGUCAGCAGUGCAGAAGAAUGCCGCAGACGGCAGCUGCACCCUCACGGCAGAGCAAGAGAGUGCCGAGUGUCGUUGUCUGCCUGCCUCUGUUUUUGAGACACGCUUACGUCGAGACGCACGAGAAAGCAUGCAACAGUCUUGAUGAGUAUGCUGCAGAUCCCCAGAGACGUCAGUGCCUGCUCGUCAAGCUCCAUUUGCACACAGAGCACCGUCGCAAGAGCGCUGACAAGCAGGAAGACCCCGACCACAAGGAAAUGAAGACACCGCACCAGCACAUCUUCGCUGACUCGAUAGCUCAGCCACAAUGACGCCCCCAGAAAAGGCACAGAUGGCAGGAGAUAGAAGCCCACGUCGGCAAACCAGCUGGGGAUGAAAGCCCCGGCAACGAGGGUGAGGAAACGCAUCACCAAAGGUAAGAGGACGAAGAGAUAGAGAACGCUUCGGGCGGCAGAGAUGUAGAUGGCUCUCGUUUGCUCCUCGCGCCACCGAAGGAAGGCGGGAUCACGCAACCUCUGCAGUGAUCCGAGGAACUUGAAGGUCUCAAUCAGGCCGUUCAUCCUUCGAUGAAGCUGCGUCUUAAAGCGGCCGAGGGAAUUCAUCGCAG
Messenger RNA from Vitrella brassicaformis, 3080 nucleotides. Lineage: Eukaryota; Vitrellaceae. The record is from the annotation of a GenBank genome assembly.